Messenger RNA from Arabidopsis lyrata subsp. lyrata, 779 nucleotides. Its product is annotated as phospholipase A2-beta. The transcript has 4 exons. Gene Ontology annotation, molecular function: calcium ion binding; A2-type glycerophospholipase activity. Bases 132 to 575 code for a protein of 147 amino acids. The record is from RefSeq and is a predicted model, not a curated record. NCBI's taxonomy places the organism in Eukaryota, Viridiplantae, Streptophyta, Magnoliopsida, Brassicales, Brassicaceae. Gene Ontology annotation, biological process: lipid catabolic process; pollen development; pollen germination.
AACAUUUGUAUGUGCGAGAAAGCAGGAAGACCAAUGAGAUCUUAAGGAGACCCAAUUGGAACUUUAGCCACAAUUCGAAACCUUAGCGAAGAAGACAACAGCGAUUCACAAACAUCUACGAGACGUCGACGAUGAUGAUUCGCACUUCUUUGAUGCGUUUCGCCGCAGCUUUCUUCGUCGUUGUCUUCGUCGUCCUCGUCGAUGUCGUUCUCAGCGAGGAGUGUACAAGAAAGUGCAUUGCACAGAAUUGUGACACUCUUUCUAUUCGAUAUGGCAAGUAUUGUGGGAUUGGACAUUCUGGAUGUCCUGGUGAGGAGCCUUGUGAUGAUCUUGAUGCUUGUUGUAUGGUCCAUGACAAUUGUGUUGAGUUAAACGGUAUGACUAACAUAAGCUGUCAUAAGAAGUUCCAGCGAUGCGUACAUAGGCUAAGCAAAGCGAUAAAACAGUCUAAAAACAAAAAGGUUGGCUUUUCCACAAAGUGCCCUUAUUCAGUAGUCAUACCUACAGUGAAUCAAGGAAUGGAUAUUGGAAUCUUAUUCAGUCAAUUAGGUAAUGAUAUGAAAAUAGAGCUCUGAGUUUUGCUGCUCAUAUACUCUGGACUUCUUUCAGGCAUCACAUUGGUGUUGUAACUAAAGCUUACCUCAGAUUUUUUUUUACUGACUGGUGAUUACCUUAAUUAUUGCAAUUGCAAGUCGCUGAUAGAUUACAUGUAUGAAGCGAUGGCACUACGUGAAUCUGUACUAUACACAAUGCAAGUUUUGAUCGGAAACUCUUCUCUA